AGGGCUCACUCUUUCUUCCACUUCUCACGCUCUUCCCUCCUCCUCCUCCUAUGCUAUAUCUCGAACUCUGCACGCUUACCGCGGAGAAUCCGACCUCGCCGUCCUCCCUCUUGAUCUUCCCUCCACUGUCCGAGCCGGCCAUGGACCCCGUGAAGGCGGAGAAGGAGACCGCGAUGCGGCGCUACCGCCGCCUCCAGAAGAUCGCGAAGCUCUUCCGCCUCCUCGAGGUCAUCGCCGCCCUCCUCCUCCUCUCCUGGUCCUCCGUGCGCCUCCCCGCCGCCGCCCGCCUUUCCGGCGACUUCCUACGCCGCCUUGCCGCCGUCCUCCUCAGUCCCCGCUUCGUCUUCCUCCUCGGCAACACCAUCAUCCUUGUCCUCUUCGCCAAAUCCCGCCACCUGUCCUCAUCCACCGACGGCGUCGGCGGCGACAUCCAUGACCAGUUCCUGGAGACCCGCGGUCGGAUCGAUUUCCCCCCGCCGCCGCCGCCGACGCUGGCGGCGCAGGAGGAGGUCGUGUUCGAGGACAAGACGGUGUGCAUGGAGAUCCGCGCGUGCCGGAGGAGCCGGUCGGAGAAAAUCGACCGCCGGCGGAAAUCGCCGGAGCUCCGGCGCGCUGGGUCGGAUGUGGGACCGAAGGGAGCGAAGCCCCCGCCGCCGCCUCCAGAGGCGCCGGCGGCAGCGGAGAAUGAGCGGAAGAUGAGCAGCGACGACGAUGAGGAGUUCCGCCACAUGAUCGAGGCAUUCAUCGCCAAGCAGACGAGGUUUCAUCGCGAGGAGUCGAUGGCGAUCGUCUCCGCCGAAGGACCGCAGCUAUUAAUCCCCUCCGCAGGAUCACCAGAACCUAAUAUUUUUAAUUAACAAAAUUAUAUAAAAUAAUCUCUAAGAAAAAAAGUGGGAUUUUAACCACCACCCCCCGCCCCCCUCCACUUUUUUUUUUCUUUCUUUC
This is a messenger RNA of Elaeis guineensis (African oil palm), 945 nucleotides long. RefSeq lists its product as uncharacterized. The record is from RefSeq and is a predicted model, not a curated record. NCBI's taxonomy places the organism in Eukaryota, Viridiplantae, Streptophyta, Magnoliopsida, Arecales, Arecaceae.